AUAAGACGCGCUUUUUUCGUGAUUUGUCUCGUGCACACGCGUUUCUUUGGCAGCCGAGAGGACCCUUAUUCCAGCACAGAUGUGGCCAUGUAUUACGAGCAAGCGUCGACUGGAGCAGCGGGUGCACUAACCAUCGGCCAACCAAAGCUCAUUCAGUAAGGGUGUUGCUUUCGGUGUGUUCGCAGGCAUUCGGAGUUUUCCGCUGCGAAACAGCCUGAAACGCUGAAGUCGCGGUUUCCGCUAAGGUUCAUUUUUCGCUUGAAUCGCACGUUCACACGCAGAGUCACGGUGUGAGCGCGAGAUAUUCGGUAGAAGCUUUAAGAUUUGCUCUGGUUUCCCCUCGGGGGGGGGGAAAAAGCAGUUGGUUGUUUUGUGAUUUGGGGACCUUUUUCCCGAUUCCUGGAACACGGAAUACACGGGGCCUGUCGAAAAAUGAAUGACCGAACGGAGUGACGUCGUUGUUAUUAAAUACACAUUGGUGGACGUGAACGACGGUUUCGCCCGAAAGUAUACUUUCGCAGCCCCGGAAUACAGACCAAUCAAAACACCAUCAGGAGCAAGUGUUUUGUGUUAUAUCAUUAAGGACGGGCGGGUGCUGUUGCUAUUGUUGUCGUGGAGGUAUCAGGGGAUUUUUUUUCGCUAUUCCGUAUGUGUUGGAUUGGAUGUUGGAUGAUGGAAUAGCAGGAAAAAGAUGUGCAUGUGAUUUUUCCGUGUGCGGUGACAUCGUGUGUCGAACAGCGCUCGAAAGUCGAUCUGCAGACGAUUUCUCACAACUUUUGCAACCGAGGGUUCAGUGGGAUGAUGCAAAAAGGGGUCGAACGCCCUCUGUCGGCGCGGCGGUAUACUCUCGAGAGCCUACCAUAGUGGGUAAGUGAUGGUGUGAAGUGUUCGCCUGGUGUUUUCCCUUUAACCGCGCUACCGCCUGUGACGAGCUGAUGAAAGCUGAAAUCAAUUUUAAAAGGAUGAUUCUAGAGAAAAAAAGGAAACCGACCGCAAGAGAAGAAGAUAAAGCGUGAUACUGUGCUGGAUGAAAAGUGGCGCUACAUUGGAUGGUACGCUGGAUGGUACACUUUCCUAAUGAUUUGGCAGAAAAAAAAGAAGAAUGCGAAAACAGCCCCCACCAUGAGUCUUCAAAGCAGAAGGUCGGAAAAAAUCCGUUAGUAAACGGGGCUUCCAACAAGCUCAUCAAUAUUUAAGCACUGUGUACGGUUCGAUUGAUUGUAGUUUAGUGAUCAUCUGAAUUGUGUGCUAUUGAGGAAUGAUCGGCAGACACCAUUCCGUUUCGAGACUUGAAAACCUGUGCCUGUCGAGAAUACGGGAAAACUGACUCACAAUUGUGGCGGCGAAAAGUUGCUUGGUAAUGCCGAACCAAGAGUGAGGGUUCUUGAACGGAAGAAAAGGAAAAAAAACAAUCGAAGAAACAGCCAAUAUAAGUGUGUGAAAGCUGUGUUUGCAUCUAUGCUGUAAAAAAAGAACCUUCCAACGCACAUACUGGAAACAUCACCCGAAAGUGCCUGAAAAUGGCACCGUCACAUUUUACGCCCGGUUUCCCGUGUGGUAUGCCGACGCCAGCAGCAACGCCUCCACCACCACCAGUAGCGUCUUCCGCCGGCCGCGGCUGCUGCUAGCUCCGUGUGAGCUUCUUAAGCUGGAAAACACCGACCAUGACCAUCGACGCCAUCAAUCAACAAAGACUGCUGGAAAGUUACCGUUCUUCCGUCGUCUUCGCUAAGGAUCGUCGUCGUCUCCCGGCGGCCGAGGCCAAUCCGUCGUCAUUAUUGCCGCUUGCUGCCCGGCCAGACAUCGUUCGUCACUCAACCUACUCGUACACCACCGUCACCAAUACCGCCACCGCCGACGCCUCCGCCGACUCCGGCCUCAAUGGCAGCAGAAGCUAACUCGUCAAAGUUAUAGCAGGGCAGGGCGCAGUAAAACUUCGUAGCUUAUUAUCAUGAGUUUCCACAAGGCGCCCCCUCCCCGGCUGCCCAGCCUCGGUGGGACCUCACCGCUCACCAAGUCCAACGAUGUGUACGAUUACAUAUUCAUCGACAGUGGCAGCCCCGAUUCGUACCUGACCGGCGAGUUAGUCGGCACCGUAGUAAACGACAGCCUGCAGCAGCUGCUAAAUGGCACCGGACCCGGCGACAACCGGACCGGACUGGACGAUCUGCUGGCCAACGGCACCCAGACCGGGCUGGACGAACCGCUCGGUGACGUUAUCGUGAUGGCGGUGACGUCGCUUAUCCUUGGACUGAUGAUACUAGUUACCGUUAUAGGAAACGUUUUCGUAAUUGCUGCCAUCAUUCUAGAACGAAACUUACAAAAUGUAGCAAACUAUUUAGUGGCGUCUCUCGCUGUAGCAGAUUUACUAGUAGCGUGCUUAGUUAUGCCAUUGGGUGCUGUUUACGAGAUAAGCCGUGGCUGGAUCUUGGGCCCCGAACUAUGUGAUAUUUGGACGUCGUGUGAUGUUCUAUGCUGUACGGCUUCCAUUCUACAUCUGGUUGCGAUUGCCACGGAUCGAUACUGGGCGGUGACCAAUAUCGAUUACAUGCACUCCCGCACCAGCCGGAGGGUGUUCACGAUGAUCUUCCUGGUCUGGUUCGCUUCGGUCAUCGUUUCACUAGCGCCGCAGUUCGGCUGGAAGGAUCCGGACUAUCUACAACGAAUAGAGCAGCAGAAAUGCAUGGUUUCGCAGGACAUUGCAUACCAGAUCUUUGCGACGUGCUGCACCUUCUAUGUUCCUUUAUUAGUAAUACUAGUGCUGUACUGGCAGAUUUAUCAAACCGCCCGGCGACGGAUACACCGACGGCGGCCCAAACUUCCGGUGACGGCCAACAACAAUCAACAAGAAACACCAAAAGCAACAAAAUCGAAAAUACGCUUCCGAUUGAAGAAGAAGUUCGGCAAUCCCACCAAAACGGCAGCCUCCUCGCUCGGUCUGGUGGAGGGCAACUCAACCAACACGGUCAACACGGUCGAGGACACCGAGGCCAGCUCGAACACGGAACGGAAGGCAGGAGCUGAAACGGCGUUCAGCAGUGAUGAGACACCGACAGCGGCAAUGGCCAACAACAGCCAAAUCCCGACCGUGUCCCAUGAGGUGGCAAACCGUCAGAUAGCGACGACGUUGGAGGCGAACAAUAACAAUCAUAACAACAAUAAUAAUAACUCGUCUUCGGGGAGCGACACUCACCAGCAACAGCAACAGCAGCAACAGCAUCAGCAUCAGCAGCCGCAUUCAGCUCAGGGCUCAGGGCAGCUUAGGCCGGCCAAUAAUAAUGCCUUAUUGCAACCUAUUCAACACUCUCCCACGCUGUCCGGUUCGGCUGUCCACACCGGUUCGACGCUGAACAUCGCCAGUACAUCGAACCCGCACGCUCAGGUUUCCAAGCGGAAGGAAACGCUGGAGGCGAAACGCGAACGAAAAGCUGCCAAAACGUUAGCCAUUAUUACGGGAGCGUUCGUCGUCUGUUGGUUGCCAUUUUUUCUGACUGCUCUGCUGCUGCCACUGUGCGAGUCCUGCUACAUCAACGAUAGCGUCGCAUCGCUGUUCCUGUGGCUGGGCUACUUCAAUUCCACCCUGAACCCGGUCAUCUACACCAUCUUCAGUCCCGAGUUCCGGCAGGCAUUCAAACGAAUCCUGUUCGGAACGCAUCGCAGCACCACUUACCGACGGGGAAAGCUGUAAUGUUAAGCCCCGUCAGUCCACUUUACCUCUCUAUCAUCAUAUCGUGCCAUUCGCCAACCAGUCAGCCAAAGACCGGUCCAUCACCGCACCGAACAGCCGGAAAGGGUAAUCGCCAUCAUGAUCAUACUUUUGACCGUGUGUCCCGGAAAUAUGCCAACACCGCACCUGUGCAGCGCGUACACCGUGGAAAAGAAAACAGGUUACGAAUGCAACCGGAAGGAAGUGAGUCUCCCGAAAACCCACCUGUGGCAGUAUCCUGCAGCAUGAACAAAAUGUCAAAACCCAGAAGCCCGCCGUGAUUCUGUCUGUCUACACUAAAUGUUUAGGAUAGUGUUAUGAUGCCCAGUAUAUGCCAAAUUUAAUAACGUAUAUAGCCAAAUUCUCCUCCUCUCAUUCGUUUGCUGUCUGACCUACUGGGGAUGAAGUGUUGUGUAUCUGCGUUAGAGAAUUAAGUAAGAAGAGAUCUGAUCACCCCUACCUCGACCCUAUGAUUGGAAGCAAUAUCCUUUUCAACCGUCGAAGGAUGAACUCAACGUAAGUGUAAGUAUAGUAAGAGAGGGAGGGAAUUUCAUAUGCAAUGUGACAGGAUUUGAUAAACAAAAAAAAAAAACAAAACACCUACCUACAAACGCUAGCGCAAAACAUGGUAAAAGGAUUAGUUUUUUAGUGCAUAGUCGUAACAGCUAAGGUAGGAUAGAGUUUUUAUAAUUACCGUAUCCAAAAAAAAAAAAUAAUGACGGCACGAGCACAGGAUACCGAUUGAAAUUUCGUGUUUCGUCAAACAGCAAGUUGUGAAUAGUAUCUGUACAUGUUUGUAAGUAUUAUAAGUCGAACACAAAAUAAAGCAUUAUUCACGGCCCGCGGGUAGAUGCGCUUGUUAGAAAUAAUAAGAUCGCUGUAAAAGUAUGCUUCGAAACUCAAACCAGUUCUGGCAGAUGUCAGCGAGAAUAAAAUCAUCUUUCCAUCCGCACUUUAUGCAUCCCCAAAAGCUUUCCUCUGGAGCCCCGGAAAGCACCCCGAAAGAAAAGUCAUACCGAUCCGCGUCCGGCCAGCUGAAUGGAACGUACGUGAAUUGUGACUUCCAACUCGAUUGGAAGCAUCGAAUGUGAUAACGGCUGGAGGAACUCUCGAGUGGUUCUAUCGUUUUUCUAAUAUUUUCAUAAGUCCAUAUUAAAAACAACUGCUUUAAAACGGUCCUUAAAAUUCAUUAUGUUGAAGGCAAAUCUUCAAUUGAAUUUGGUCUUAUUAUAAGACCUGCAAACAAUUAUCCUGCCAAGUUACGUAAGGUGAAAGAAAGUAAACCUUUCUUUUAUUAAAUAAUGAGAAUCUUCUACUAUAAGUAACAGAGCCUCGCGUCAUACCGACAGAAAGUUUAGAUUAGCAUAUUUAUGAUUCUACUCUUUUCCAAUUAGAGUCGUAAACACAAAGUAAACAGUAAAGUAAACACAAAAAAUAAGGCCUUCAUACAACGCCACAGGAAGGCCUCCCCUUUCCAUCUUCACAGUUUCUAGCAACGCUAGAACACUAAAACGUAAAGUCUAACAAUGGAUGAGUUUUGUUAUUGAAAUGCCGAGGCAACUAGAAUCAUUUCCAGGCACUUUUCCUCCAACCGUUGUCACUUUUAGCAGAUCAUUGCAAAACACUCUCUGUAUUCCGACCCCCAAUCCACCAACGACCAUUCAGUUAGAGUUCUUGGACAAACUGAACAGAGAACCGAAAUACAAUAUACCUCCGCGUUCCUACUUACUCCAACCUAUCACGAAUAAAAAGUCUAUCCCACUGCUGUUUAUUUUGCCAUUUAUGAGCCGAAUGGUAAAAUAAAUAAAAUGAUUUCCGCUGAAAGUCAGGUAGUACUGCACUGUACAAAGGGAACGUGUAAAUGAAACCAACAAAAACAACAGACCUUUAAAAUGGUACGAAAACCUAGUUCCGUAGAAACAUGAUUCAAUCACAUUUAUCGGUAAACAUAGGCUAAAUUAUAAACUAGUAGCGAUAGGGGCAGAGUAUGUGUGCAAACAAAUAGAAAACACACAUAACAUGAAUUGAAUGUUUAGGUGUUAUAGAUAUAGGGGGUAAAAUGUACGCUACAGCCAAUUUCACUCAUGUGCAACUAUGAAUCAAAAUAUGCCAAAGUACACAUACAAAAACACGUAGAGAGUAAAGUUAGGAUACUUGAAUCAUUCUAGCGAAUACUAUUAUCAAAUCAAAACAAAAGAAAAAUGCGCAAGCAAACAGAUUAACACAAACAAACAAAUAGAGAGUAAAAAGAUUACAAAUAUAUAUAUUUUUAUUCGAUUCGUUACUGAGGUUUGGGGCAGAUUUGUUUUAAUCGAACGUUGAACGCGUUUUUUCCGUAGCCAAGAAAUCCGGGCCGGAAGGGGACCCGUAAAUGUUGGCAAGUAUGUUACCGUUAAGAUAAAAAAAGAACUAUGAGAAAAAAAUGAUAAACCUAUAAAAACACACACACACGCAUUCACGUGUGUACACACAAAUACAUACUAGACGUAAGACGCGCAUAAAUGUUGUACAUAUUACAUUCAACUGCGAUCAGUUACAGAGAAAAACACACUCUCUCACACACACACACAAACAAAAACACACAGUCACCAGUCCAGCACUUAACCAAAAACGUUUAGCAGUAAUGACUACUGCGAAGAAGAUUGUGACUUUGUUAUAGCUAACCAAGCAAAUCAAAUAGAAUCAAAUAUAAAAAGUAUUGAUAAGAAACAAA
Wyeomyia smithii (pitcher-plant mosquito) is the source of this 6419-nucleotide messenger RNA. Its product is annotated as 5-hydroxytryptamine receptor-like. The record is from RefSeq and is a predicted model, not a curated record. Gene Ontology annotation, biological process: adenylate cyclase-activating adrenergic receptor signaling pathway. Lineage: Eukaryota; Metazoa; Arthropoda; Insecta; Diptera; Culicidae. Gene Ontology annotation, cellular component: membrane. Bases 1952 to 3688 code for a protein of 578 amino acids. Gene Ontology annotation, molecular function: G protein-coupled amine receptor activity. The transcript has 12 exons.